Molecule: messenger RNA, 1397 nt
Organism: Danio rerio (zebrafish)
Lineage: Eukaryota; Metazoa; Chordata; Actinopteri; Cypriniformes; Danionidae
Gene: yipf5
Product: Yip1 domain family, member 5
Biological process (GO): endoplasmic reticulum to Golgi vesicle-mediated transport
Cellular component (GO): membrane; endomembrane system; endoplasmic reticulum membrane
Source: RefSeq, marked provisional
UGCUAUUUUUUGACACGUAGUUAGCGGUGUUGGCGGAGUCCUGGACCAUUAGCGGUGCAACUUGCAAUGUCAGGAUUUGACAACUUCAACACAGACUUUUAUCAGUCUAGUUACAGUGUAGAUGAUCAGAACCAAGGAGGAUAUGGCUACAGCAACACAGAUGAGCCCUACAAACCAUAUGGACAGUAUGAUUACUCACAGCCAAUGGGCUACUCGGCAGCUCCAGGAAUGAUGCAGCCACAACAGCCAUACACUGGACAGAUAUACCAGCCCACACCAGCCUUUACCCCAACCUCCUCACAAUCCAUGUACAGCAGCAGCUUUGAAGAUGAGCCCCCGUUGUUAGAGGAACUGGGAAUUAACUUUGACCACAUCUGGCAGAAAACGCUGACUGUGCUGCACCCGUUGAAAGCAUCAGAUGGAAGUAUAAUGAAUGAAACCGAUCUGGCUGGUCCCAUGGUGUUCUGUUUGGCGUUUGGGGCAACGCUGCUCCUGACAGGUAAGAUCCAGUUUGGUUAUGUGUAUGGCAUCAGUGCUAUUGGAUGUCUGGGCAUGUACUGCCUCCUCAACCUCAUGAGCAUGACUGGGGUCUCGUUUGGCUGUGUGGCUAGUGUUCUGGGCUACUGUCUGCUACCCAUGAUCAUCCUGUCCAGCUUCGGGGUUAUCUUUUCCUUACAGGGCAUAAUGGGUAUCAUUUUAACUGCCGCCAUCAUUGGUUGGUGCAGUCUUUCAGCCUCCAAGAUCUUUAUCUCUGCCUUGGCGAUGGAUGGGCAGCAGCUGCUGGUGGCCUAUCCCUGCGCCCUGCUCUAUGGAGUCUUUGCCCUCAUUUCUGUCUUUUGAACUCUUAUCCUCUUUUAAUGGACAAAACGACCACCACCACUCUCACAAACCUUUAUUUGAGGACUGCUUUUUGUGAACACAACAUAAGGAGUUUCUUAGAGAAUGUGGAAUUAUUAUGGUUUGUUCUCACCUGCCCACGUCCUCUAAGAAAUUAUCUUGCUUAUGAUGCAGGUUAAAAUGUGUUCUGUAGUUCUUUGCAAAAUCAGUUCCUUUACCAUAGUGAAAGUUAAGCGUUUAUGGGAGAGAAUAUAUAUAUAUAUAAUUAAUGCAAAUGUCAUCUCUCCAACACAACACUGGUGUUAAGUUUGCAAUGUUCAUAUGCACAGUACACCAGUUUUUUUUUUGUCGUCAUUUAAUUAUUUUUCUUUACAUUCCUGAAUUACUGUUGAUUUGCUCAGCCUGUGUUUAUUUAUACAUUUGAGUCAGUAUAAGUAACUAAUUUUCACCAUUUUUUUAUGUACCAGGAAAAUUAAAUGGGACUGUAAAAAAGCUAGUUUGAACCAAUUUAAAAGAAUUUGUCACACCAAAAUAAAGAUGCUGUCAUUUACUUAACCCCA